This is a messenger RNA of Gekko japonicus, 5542 nucleotides long. It is a transcript of the gene TBC1D9B, whose product is annotated as TBC1 domain family member 9B. The transcript is spliced from 22 exons. Gene Ontology annotation, molecular function: calcium ion binding. NCBI's taxonomy places the organism in Eukaryota, Metazoa, Chordata, Lepidosauria, Squamata, Gekkonidae. The record is from RefSeq and is a predicted model, not a curated record. Bases 66 to 3833 code for a protein of 1255 amino acids.
UGGGGAGCCGGAGCGGGUGGCGGCGGCCGCGCCGCCGCAGCAGCAACAACAACAACAGCUUCACCAUGUGGCUGGCCCCCGAGGAGGUGCUGCUGGCGAACGCGCUGUGGGUCACUGAGCGGGCCAACCCGUUCUUCCUCCUGCAGCGGCGGAGGGGCCAUGGCAAGGGGGGCGGCCUGACGGGCUUGCUUGUGGGAACCCUUGAUGUGGUUUUGGACUCAAGCGCUAGAGUUGCGCCUUACAGGAUCCUGCACCAGACACUGGACUCUCAGAUCUGUUGGGCAGUGGCAUGCGGUUCAUCCCGCAAAGAAAUCACAAAACACUGGGAAUGGCUAGAGAAUAACUUGCUCCAGACUCUCGCCAUCUUUGAUAACACAGAGGAUAUCACUACCUUUGUCAAGGGCAAGAUACAUGGCAUUAUUGCUGAAGAGAAUAAGAACCAGCAGCCUCAGGGGGAAGAAGACCCAGGUAAAUUUAAGGAAGCAGAACUGAAGAUGCGUAAGCAGUUUGGAAUGCCUGAAGGAGAGAAGUUAGUCAAUUACUACUCCUGCAGCUACUGGAAAGGACGUGUCCCAAGACAGGGCUGGCUGUAUCUGACUGUCAAUCACCUCUGUUUCUAUUCCUUCCUCUUGGGCAAAGAAGUAACCCUAAUAGUCCAGUGGGUGGAUGUAACUCAGCUGGAGAAGAAUGCCACCCUGCUGUUCCCUGAAUGCAUCAAAGUGAGUACCAGGGACAGUGAGCUCUACUUCUCUAUGUUCCUCAACAUCAGUGAGACCUUCAAGUUGAUGGAACAGCUGGCUAACAUUGCCAUGCGGCAGCUACUGGAUAAUAAAGGCUUCGUGGAGGAUAUGUUGCUUCCCAAGCCCAGCAAGCCUCUCAAGAAUAUCUCAGCCCUCAAAAGAGAUCUUGAUGCUCGAGCCAAAAAUGAGUGGUACCGUGCUACUUUCCGACUGCCUAAGGACGAACGUCUCGAUGGACACACAGAUUGCACUUUGUGGACCCCGUUCAACAAAAUUCACAUCCUUGGCCAGAUGUUUGUUUCCAACAACUAUAUUUGUUUUGCUAGCAAGGCAGAAGAGGCUUGUCAUCUCAUAAUACCGCUUAGGGAGGUCACAAUUGUUGAGAAAGCCGAUAGUUCCAGCGUCUUGCCCAGCCCACUCUCAAUCAGUACCAAAAGCAAAAUGACCUUCCUGUUUGCCAAUUUGAAAGACCGGGAUUUUUUGGUCCAGAGAAUUUCUGACUUUCUGCAGAGAACUUCAUCCAAAAAAUCAUGCAGCAAUGGUGGAGCGCGGAAGAAAAGCUUUGGCGACCAAACAAGUGAGGAAACCCCAGAGCAGUCUCCCAGCAGCCCUCUUGAAGUCAGUCCUGCCUCUCCUUUCAGUAAUCAGCUGGCUAAUUUUUGUGCAGACAAAGUGCCAACUGCAUCCCAGGGAUUACUUAAACUGUUUGGAACCAACACCAAGAAUAUCUCUGAAUCACGUCAGGCAAAGGAAAGGAUGAAGGAGGAAUCAUGGAAUAUUCAUUUCUUUGAAUAUGGGAGAGGAAUGUGUAUGUAUCGCACAGCCAAGACCCGUGAACUAGUACUGAGAGGGAUCCCAGAAAAUCUUCGCGGAGAGCUGUGGCUCCUAUUUUCAGGGGCCUGGAAUGAGAUGGUCACUCAUCCUGGGUACUAUGCAGACUUGGUGGAACAGUCAGUGGGAAAGUACAAUCUUGCUACAGAGGAAAUUGAAAGAGACCUGCAUCGUUCCAUGCCAGAGCAUCCUGCCUUCCAGAAUGAACUGGGAAUUGCUGCUCUUCGAAGGGUCCUCACAGCAUAUGCUUUUCGGAAUCCCACCAUUGGGUAUUGCCAGGCCAUGAACAUUGUGACAUCAGUAUUACUUCUGUACUGUAAUGAGGAAGAAGCUUUCUGGCUUCUUGUGGCCUUGUGUGAGAGGAUGCUACCAGAUUACUACAACACCAGAGUGGUUGGUGCAUUGGUAGACCAGGGCAUCUUUGAGGAGCUCACACGGGACUGCCUUCCCCAGCUGUCUGAGAAGAUGCAGGAUCUGGGUGUCAUUUCUAGCAUAUCGCUCUCUUGGUUCCUCACUCUCUUCCUCAGCGUCAUGCCUUUUGAAAGCGCUGUUGUCAUUGUUGACUGUUUCUUCUAUGAAGGCAUCAAGGUCAUCUUGCAGGUAUCUCUGGCCAUCUUGGAUGCCAACAUGGAAAAGCUGCUAAACUGUUGUGAUGAAGGCGAGGCUAUGACUGUGCUGGGCAGGCACCUGGACAAUGUAGUUAAUCAACAUAGUGUUUCUCCACCAAUCCCACAUCUCCAUGCCUUAUUGACAAGUGGAGAUGAGCCACCGGUGCAAAUCGAUAUCUUUGAACUUAUAAAAACUGCCUAUGAGAAAUUCGGCCAUUUGAAGGCAGAUGAUAUUGAGCAGAUGCGCUUUAAGCAAAGAUUGAAGGUAAUCCAUUCUUUGGAAGACACAGCCAAGAGGAGUGUGGUCCGAGCUGUUUCUGGUGAUAUUGGCUUUUCAAUGCAGGAAUUGGAAGACCUUUAUGUAGUAUUUAAGGCAAAACACCUUGUGAGCUGUUAUUGGGGAAAUCACACUGCUGCUUCCCAACGGGACCAGAGCCUGCCAUACUUAGAACAAUACCGCAUCAACAUAGAGCAGUUCAAAGAGUUAUUUGCUGCCCUUACACCUUGGUCUUGUGGCCUCCACACUCCAGUGCUAGCAGAAAGAAUGUUCCGGCUCCUGGAUGAGAACAGAGAUGCACUCAUCAACUUCAAGGAGUUUGCAACAGGGAUGAGUGGAAUGUAUCAUGGUGAUUUUACUGAGAAAUUAAAACUCCUUUACAAACUACAUUUACCUCCAGCUCUGAGUCCAGAAGAAGCAGAGUCUGCUCUGGAGGCCACAAAUUACUUCACAGAUGUUAACACUACAAAAGUAUCUCCUUUUGUCUCAGAACUGGAUCUCUUCCUGCAAUGUGAUUCUCAAGAAGCAGCAGUGCAGGAAGACAAAGCAUCAAGAGAGGGGAACUCUAAAGAACAAGAGGAGAAGGGUACCAGUCCACAAGAUUACAGAUAUCAUCUACGAAUGUGGGCCAAGGAAAAAGAUUCCAAAAAAGAAACUAUCAAAGAUCUCCCUAAAAUGAGUCAGGAACAAUUUAUAGAGCUGUGCAAGACCCUUUACAAUAUGUUUAGCGAAGACCCUGUGGAACAAGAGUUGUACCAUGCCAUUGCUACUGUUGCCAGCCUUCUCCUGCGCAUUGGGGAAGUAGGCAAAAAGUUCUCCCACCAGCCUCCAAAGAAAGCUGAUGACUACAAAGUAAACAGCCCCCAGGAUGCAGCAAGUGAAGAAGAGUCCCCAACGUCUGAGCAGAGCCAGAAUUCAACUGUAGAACGGUAUCCCCAAGCUAACACAGAAGAUAAAGCUUCUGGAGAUGUUCAGCUUGAGAAACACCAGCAGGAAAAUCAGAUUAUCAUAGACGGAGGUGGUGAGGGUCCAGGAUCACCCAUACAGAUGCUUUCAGAUGAUGAAACCAAAGACGAUAUGUCUAUGUCUUCCUACUCCAUGGUCAGCACGGGCUCCUUGCAGUGUGAAGAUAUUGCAGAUGAUACCGUGCUGGUUGGCUGUGAAGCUGGCAGUUCAGUCGCACGCUAUGGCAGCACCAUUGAUACAGACUGGUCCAUCUCCUUCGAACAGGUCUUGGCCUCCAUGCUUACAGAGACUGCCCUGGUAAACUACUUUGAGAAGAAAAUUGACGUUACACAGAAGAUCAAGGAGGAAAAGAAAGUAGAAAGGCAGUACAGUUCAUCUAGCGAUUAUGAACUUUCCUCAGUGUCAGGUUAAACUCAGGGGGAAAGGCAAGGCUUGGAUAAUAAAAGUGGGUGAUCUAGAAACCUGUUGUAUGCCUGGACAUGGCUUGGGUUUUUUUGUUGUUUUUUUACCAACAGCUGUAAUUACCCAACAAUUAAAGUAGCUUCAGCUGAGUAAGGGGCUUAUCACAGUGACUAUUUAAUAUAGAUCCCUCCCUGGAGGAUGCCUCGCUUGCUGGGCUUAUGUUACACUGUCAAGAGCAUGAAAGCCAUUAGAACCUAAUAGCCUCUGUGGCUUAGAGUUACUACACUUAAAUUAUGCAUGUCAGCUUCUGGCUAUCUUUCUUGAAUGGAGCUUGAUUUCAGUCAUACUCUGCUCUACCGUCAUUUGCUUUUAUGUUCUUUGGUAAUUGUUCACAAGAAAUGCAGCCUAGCUUGAAUUCCUUCCUUUUGUGUCUUUGGCUGCUUCCCUGUGACCUAACACUAUGUAUCAAAAUGCUGCAGAGGCCCCAGCCUGCCCAAGGGAAAGCCUUGUUAGCAACCUAAAUAAAAUGCAGUCACUUGUCAGGAAUAAAGACGUUCCAUUCCACUACUCCUGCAGCUGCAGCAGUGGCUUGGGACAGCAGGUUUCUGUCCCAAGUGAUUUACCAUCCCAGCAGCAUAUGAUUUUUGACAUUUUACCAGAAAGAUGCAUACUAGCAUCUUUUAAUUCUUCAGUGCCAAGUAUUAGUUUUUAACUUCCCUGAAAGAAAGACAAGCACUGGGAAUUGCUGCAGCUGCAGGGACUGGGUUGGGGUGAAUGCUGUCACUCUAGGUUUGACAAGACAGUAGAAGGGACACGCACUUCUUGCUGCUUUGAGCAUUAAUUUGCUCUCUUUAUAAUUUUGCAGGUUACAUUGGAUCUAAGAAGGGCAUUGAUUCCAGUGAACUAGUUAUCACAGCAGAUACUGAAGAGAUUUGUUUCUUACUGUGGUCAGAUGCAGGCCUUCAGGUUUUUCUGUGUGCUAGACCCACCCACUGCUCCGUGCAGGUGUAGAAACAAUGUAGUUUUAGUUGUUUUUGCUUAGGCCUCCAUCCUGUUUACUGGAACCAACUAAGUGGCUGCAGGGUAGUCCAGUUCCUCACGUCAUAGGGAUAUCCGUGUUGGACUACAAUUCAAAGAGUUGUUGUAACUUUCCUUAGUAUUGCAAUUUUUUGGGACCACCCUCUGUUUUGUAGGCACAGACCCUGCCCCCUGCACAUUAUUAGUCAACCAGGGGAAAGUUGGAGCUCUGUGUUGAGAUUGAUAGCUUCCCUAUGGGAAGGCCUUCACUCUCAAGAACCACCAUUGUAUUUGUUUCUACAGACAUGCUCAUCUCAUUACACAAGUAUAUUAUUCUGUCACCAUGGGCUUCAUUGAAAGUGAGUGAAUGGUAGUACGUGGCUGUGGCCUGGCCAGGAAUGAGGGUGAACUACGCUGGCAGUUCAGAAAGAGAAAAUUCUGAAUCCCUUGGUUGGCUGCACCAAUGGAAUGCACCACGUCAUGCAGUACGCAGUGUUACUAUGUUCUUGUGGCAUAUUCUGUGUGUAUUAUCAACCCAUAUGUUUCUUAAGUCCCUGCCUCUUUUGUCAUGUACCUCUGGACAGAUAAUGGGAAAAUGUGCUUUUACUAAUUCUUCAGUAAUUUAUUGUAAUUUUUUUAAAAUACAGGUACAUGUGAUUUUACAUUAUGUCUGAUCAAUCACAUAUUCAAUAAAUGGAAAC